Messenger RNA from Cucurbitaria berberidis CBS 394.84, 1504 nucleotides. RefSeq names its product Formyltransferase. Gene Ontology annotation, molecular function: methionyl-tRNA formyltransferase activity. Gene Ontology annotation, biological process: conversion of methionyl-tRNA to N-formyl-methionyl-tRNA; biosynthetic process. NCBI's taxonomy places the organism in Eukaryota, Fungi, Ascomycota, Dothideomycetes, Pleosporales, Cucurbitariaceae. The transcript has 2 exons. Gene Ontology annotation, cellular component: mitochondrion. Bases 1 to 1086 code for a protein of 361 amino acids. The record is from RefSeq and is a predicted model, not a curated record.
AUGCUCUGGAGGCUGCCGGCCUCCGUCCGCUCCUUAGUUCUCCCCACAUGCCACAGAUAUAGCUCCACGGUAGCUUCGUCUCGAAUCCCAGAACCAUUGAGGAUAUUAUUUUGUGGCUCCGAUGAGUUCAGCAUCGCGUCAUUGCGCGCCUUGAAUGGGGUCAAGCAUGAUGCACCGCAACUCAUAGACUCAAUCCAUGUAGUCCACCGACCAGCCAAGCCCGCAGGACGUGGCCUGAGGACCCUACGAGAAGUACCCAUCAAGCAGGUGUCCACCAACGAGCUCGCCCUUCCUACACACGCAAUCGACACCUUCACUGGCUGGACACCUCCCACGCCUAUAAACCUCGCCAUCGCCGUAUCCUUCGGGCUCUUCGUGCCCCCGCGAAUCCUAGGUCUAGCGAGAUACGGUGGCUUGAAUGUGCACCCCUCGCUCCUGCCUGACUUGCGAGGUCCAGCGCCAAUCGAACACGCUUUAUUGCGACGGCGCGAAUAUACCGGCGUCUCGAUACAAACGCUGCAUUCGAAACAGUUUGACCGUGGCACGAUACUCGCGCAGACGCCUGCGCCAGGCAUACGUGUACCUCCUGGUCUGAACGCUGUGCUGUUAGAGGAGCAACUAGCGAGAACAGGAGCAGAAAUGCUCGUAGACGUCUUGAAGACGCAUAGAUUCGCCCCUCCACUUGAAGAUGUAGGAUGGUAUGAUACUUCGGACGGACCCAUCGACCACGCCCCAAAGAUCACGAAGAAGGACCGCUUCAUCGACUUUAGUGUCAAUACUAUUGAGAACAUCUUGUCUAUUCAGCACGCACUGGGGGACUCAUGGUGCAUUCUGCCUAAUGGCGACCGCCUGAUAAUACACAAGAUCGCAGAUACGGGGAAGAUCGAUGAACGUGGUGGUGAGCCAGGCAUCUGGGUACAAAAGGGCUAUGACUAUCCGCUGUUCCGUGAUGCUAGUGGGAAGACGGGCGUUAUACUGGAGAGCACAUAUGCAGGGUUCAAGGCGGGACAGGGAAAUGCGAAGCUACUACGCAUGUUUCCUGCUCAAGAAAGGGAGGCAGUGAGAGUGUUUGUCUUUAGACCUUGACGGGCUGAAAUGGAUGCAAACGGUGACGAGGGCAAUCUAGGUAGUUAGACUACCCCUUUUGCAAGGAUAGCAAUGUUGAAACCUAGAUUCGCUCCAAGGUGUAACUUCUCAGAGGACUCAAACCGCUCAGGUAGUAUGCGAUGAUAGUACAACAUUACUGUACCAAGCUUCUGUAAUUUAGAAAAGAUUAUUAUAUUCAGCAUACUACGACCUGCUCAGUCUGUAGCGUGAUGGAUCGAAUCUAACUCUGGGAAGUAUGCGAUGGAAGGAGUAUUGCUUUGAGAGAAAGUAAAGUCAACGCUAAAGCGGAUCAUACAACGCAGUAAGAGAAAUCAGUAUAAAAUCAUAGUUCAGGUGCUAUACCCAGCACCUUAACACAGUAUUAAGGCAGUAAAAUUUACACAAUACUAGGUCAGCU